This is a messenger RNA of Eptesicus fuscus (big brown bat), 4876 nucleotides long. It is a transcript of the gene PIK3CD, whose product is annotated as phosphatidylinositol-4,5-bisphosphate 3-kinase catalytic subunit delta. The transcript is spliced from 24 exons. Gene Ontology annotation, molecular function: 1-phosphatidylinositol-3-kinase activity; 1-phosphatidylinositol-4-phosphate 3-kinase activity. The record is from RefSeq and is a predicted model, not a curated record. Gene Ontology annotation, cellular component: plasma membrane; cytoplasm; phosphatidylinositol 3-kinase complex. NCBI's taxonomy places the organism in Eukaryota, Metazoa, Chordata, Mammalia, Chiroptera, Vespertilionidae. Gene Ontology annotation, biological process: phosphatidylinositol-mediated signaling; phosphatidylinositol-3-phosphate biosynthetic process; cell migration. The coding region runs from base 307 to 3465 and encodes 1052 amino acids.
UCGCCGGCUCCGCGCCGCGGCCCUGCCCUCAGGCCCCCGCGGGCUCCGCGCGGCCGCCAGAGGCUCAGUCUCACCCGCCGCUCGGGGACCGGCCCGCCGCGUCCCCUGGGCAACCGUCUCCAGGGAGACCGGGCCCCGCCCCCGGCACCGACACCCGAUAAGGAGCGCUCAGAGUCAAGCAAGGACGGAAUGACGCUCACUGGUUCCAGCGCAUCUUCGAUCUGCCAGGCAGAGGGGCCUUUGCCGCUGGUCGUUCUUGGACCCUUCCAGAGAGGACGACUGGUGUCCGAGCAGUGAGGAAGCAGGAUGCCCCCGGGGGUGGACUGCCCCAUGGAAUUCUGGGCCAACGAGGAGAACCAGAGCGUGGCGGUUGACUUCCUGCUGCCCACGGGGGUCUAUCUGAACUUCCCCGUGUCCCGCAAUGCCAACCUCAGCACCAUCAAGAAGGUGCUGUGGCACCGAGCCCAGUAUGAGCCGCUCUUCCACAUGCUCAGUGACCCCGAGGCCUACGUGUUCACCUGCGUCAACCAGACGGCGGAGCAGCAGGAGCUGGAGGACGAGCAGCGGCGGCUGUGCGACAUCCAGCCCUUCCUGCCCGUCCUGCGCCUGGUGGCCCGCGAGGGCGACAGGGUCAAGAAGCUCAUCAACUCGCAGAUCAGCCUCCUCAUCGGCAAAGGCCUGCACGAGUUUGAUUCUCUGCGGGACCCGGAGGUGAAUGACUUCCGAGCCAAGAUGCGCCAGUUCUGUGAGGAGGCGGCCGCCCGGCGGCAGCAGCUGGGCUGGGAGGCCUGGCUGCAGUACAGCUUCCCCCUGCAGCUGGAGCCCUCGGCGCGGACCUGGGGCGCCGGCACCCUGCGGGUCCCCAACCGGGCCCUCCUGGUCAACGUCAAGUUCGAGGGCAGUGAGGAGAGCUUCACCUUCCAGGUGUCCACCAAGGACGUGCCCCUGGCGCUGAUGGCCUGCGCCCUGCGGAAGAAGGCGACGGUGUUCCGGCAGCCCCUGGUGGAGCAGCCCGAGGACUACACGCUGCAGGUGAACGGGAAGCAGGAGUACCUGUACGGCAGCUACCCGCUCUGCCAGUUCCAGUACAUCUGCAGCUGCCUGCACAGCGGGCUGACCCCCCAUCUGACCAUGGUCCACUCCUCCUCCAUCCUUGCCAUGCGGGACGAGCAGAGCAACCCUGUCCCCCAGGUCCAAAAAUCGCGCACCAAGCCGCCCCCCAUCCCCAUGAAGAAGCCCUCGUCCUUGUCCCUGUGGGCCCUGGAGCAGCCCUUCUGCGUGGAGCUGAUCCAGGGCAGCAAAGUGAACGCCGACGAGCGGAUGAAGCUGGUGGUGCAGGCCGGGCUCUUCCACGGCAACGAGACGCUGUGCAAGACGGUGUCCAGCUCGGAGGUGAGCGUGUGCUCGGAGCCCGUGUGGAAGCAGCGCCUGGAGUUCGACAUCAACGUGUGCGACCUGCCGCGCAUGGCCCGGCUCUGCUUCGCGCUGUACGCCGUCAUCGAGAAGGCCAAGAAGGCCCGCUCCACCAAGAAGAAGUCCAAGAAGGCGGACUGCCCCAUCGCCUGGGCCAACCUCACCCUGUUCGACUACAAGGACCAGCUCAAGACGGGCGAGUGCUGUCUCUACAUGUGGCCCUCUGUCCCAGACGAGAAAGGGGAGCUGCUGAACCCCACAGGAACCGUGUGCAGCAACCCCAACACCGAGAGUGCCGCCGCCCUGGUCAUCUGCCUCCCCGAGGUGGCCCCCCACCCCGUGUACUACCCCGCCCUGGACAAGAUCCUGGAGCUGGGGCGGCACGGGGAGCACGGGCGCGCCACGGAGGAGGAGCAGCUGCAGCUCCGGGAAAUCCUGGAGCGGCGCGGGUCCGGGGAGCUGUACGAGCACGAGAAGGACCUGGUGUGGAAGAUGCGCCACGAGGUGCAGGAGCGCUUCCCCGAGGCGCUGGCCCGGCUGCUGCUGGUCACCAAGUGGAACAAGCACGAGGACGUGGCCCAGAUGCUCUACCUGCUGUGCUCCUGGCCGGAGCUGCCCGUCCUGAGCGCCCUGGAGCUGCUGGACUCCAGCUUCCCCGACCGCCACGUGGGCUCCUUCGCCAUCAAGUCCCUGCGGAAGCUGACGGACGACGAGCUGUUCCAGUACCUGCUGCAGCUGGUGCAGGUGCUCAAGUACGAGUCCUACCUGGACUGCGAGCUGACGAAAUUCCUGCUGGACCGGGCGCUGGCCAACCGCAAGAUCGGCCACUUCCUCUUCUGGCACCUCCGCUCCGAGAUGCACGUGCCCUCAGUGGCCCUGCGCUUCGGCCUCAUCAUGGAGGCUUACUGCAGGGGCAGCACCCACCACAUGAAGGUGCUGAUGAAGCAGGGGGAGGCGCUGAGCAAGCUGAAGGCCCUGAACGACUUUGUCAAAGUGAGCUCCCAGAAGAGCCCCAAGCCGCAGACCAAGGAGCUGAUGCACCUGUGCAUGCGCCAGGAGACCUACCUGGAGGCCCUGUCCCACCUGCAGUCCCCGCUGGACCCCAGGAUCCUGCUGGCGGAAGUCUGCGUGGAGCAGUGCACCUUCAUGGACUCCAAGAUGAAGCCGCUGUGGGUCAUGUACAGCAACGAGGAGGCGGGCGGCGACGGCAGCGUGGGCGUCAUCUUUAAGAACGGGGACGGUGAGCGGCCGGGGUCCCCGGAGGACCUCCGCCAGGACAUGCUGACGCUGCAGAUGAUCCAGCUCAUGGACAUCCUGUGGAAGCAGGAGGGGCUGGACCUGAGGAUGACCCCCUACGGCUGCCUCUCCACCGGGGACCGCACGGGCCUCAUUGAGGUGGUGCUUCACUCAGACACCAUCGCCAACAUCCAGCUAAACAAGAGCAACAUGGCCGCCACGGCCGCUUUCAACAAGGAUGCCCUGCUCAACUGGCUCAAGUCCAAGAACCCUGGGGAGGCCCUGGACAGGGCCAUUGAGGAGUUCACCCUCUCCUGCGCUGGCUACUGUGUGGCCACCUACGUGCUGGGCAUCGGCGACCGGCACAGCGACAACAUCAUGAUCCGCGAGAACGGGCAGCUGUUCCACAUUGAUUUUGGCCACUUUCUGGGGAAUUUCAAGACCAAGUUUGGAAUCAACCGUGAGCGGGUCCCCUUCAUCCUCACCUAUGACUUUGUGCAUGUGAUUCAGCAGGGCAAGACGAACAACAGUGAGAAGUUUGAAAGGUUCCGUGGCUACUGCGAGAGGGCCUACACCAUCCUGAGGCGCCACGGGCUGCUCUUCCUCCACCUCUUCGCCCUGAUGCGGGCGGCAGGCCUGCCGGAGCUCAGCUGCUCCAAAGACAUCCAGUAUCUCAAGGACUCGCUGGCGCUGGGGAAGACCGAGGAGGAGGCGCUGAAGCACUUCCGCGUGAAGUUCAACGAGGCGCUGCGGGAGAGCUGGAAGACCAAAGUGAACUGGCUGGCCCACAACGUGUCCAAAGACAACAGGCAAUAGCAGCCGCCCGGCUCGCUGGCCGCUGACCCGCCAGGCCCCGGCCGGGCAGGCGCGAGCCAUGCGUCCUGGGAGCCGCCACCGUCGGCCGCCCGGGGCCUGCGCGCCUGCCGCCCGGCGGGCACGAACUCGCUGCCUUUGUUUACACUGGUUAUUUAUUAAUGACUUGAAACGUUUCAGGAACUCAACAGCCAUCGUGGACGUGCACCCUUGAGCAGGGGAGGGCGCCGUCCUGCGGCCCGCCAGAGCCCUGGGCUCUGAUGAGAAGACACUGUGAGGCAGCACCUCGUGGGGGACCGUACGCCGUCUUCCAGCUGGUGGGCCUGGACCCAGCAGACUCACCCCCCGGGGAGCUGCCUUCUCCCAGGGCUGCGGGGCGGCACGGGUCCGGGCGCCCGUUACCCGGUGCCUGCUGCCGGCCAGGCCGCCCGCGCUCCCGCUCGCCCCUCCACCUCGUGCUCUCCGUCGCCUGAUCCUGGCAGCUCCCAGAGGAAGCCUGGUACCCCCUAGAUUCAGGGAUGCUUGCUCUCCACUUUUAAAGUGACUCUUGGGUACGGGAAUCCUCUCCUCUGCUGUAAAGUGGUUUUGUUUGCGGGUAAGAAAAAAAUAGCCAAACGCCUCACUGAGCCUCUGAGGGAGGGGACAGCCCGGCCCCGUAAGGAUAAUAUAUGCUGGUCCUCGAGGCGUAUUAAACAGCUCCGUUAGCUCAUCCUGUCGUGGAUCGAGGGACAGCAGGUCAGAGGACUUCGUGCCGUUCCCUGCGAGCUUCCUCUAAAAGGUUUCAGGGAAGGGUGGGUCUCUUCCGGAAUCCCAGCUCGAGAACCUGCUGGGCAGUCAGGUCCCUGCGCUGAGUGAGGGGUGUGGUGGGGCCUCCUGUGAGGUCUUUGUGGCCUGAGGCAGCCUGGGCCCCCAGCCUUCUGCCGCUGGCCGGGGCGGGGCCGGAACCCGGGCCUUCAGGAGCCGGCAGCCGCCCUAGUGAACGAGCAGCGACUUGGCCUCGGCAGGCUACACUGCGGGUCCCCCCAACGAGGCCUUGCAAGGCUCAGCAGAGCCCGAGGUCGCUGCCUCUCACCAGCCCAGAAGCACUCCGUGCCCACGGACACCACCACCCACUGCUCCCAGCAGGUGCUGCUCCCUCGGACCCCGGCCGCGCUGGACCCAGGAGAAGCCGUGCCUGCCUGUUGUUUACGUAAAGGAGCAGCGUGCUCCCGGGGUGGGCAGCUCACUGCACACGGCAGCGCUGACCGGGGUGCUGACGGGGCGCACGGCCUGUGUGCCUGUGCGAUAGUUUCUAUUUUUUUAAACCUUCCGUGUUUCUGUGCGGGGAAGCGCUCAGCAUGGCGGUGCAGGCCGAGGAGCAGCCUCAGAGCCCUCGGAGAGGGAAAGCAGCUGAAAUAAAGGCCUUUUCGUGGCA